AUGAGCGCACUUCCGUUUACUUCUCUUAAAUUUAUCUGCUCUUGUUGUUGCUGGAUUACUUGUCUUGUCAUACUGAUUCGUCCUGGCGGAUACUUUUCUGGUGAUCCUUCUGGUUCUCGUGGUAAUAAUAAUAAUUAUCGUUAUUAUCUAAAUGAUGAUGGUGGCGAUAGAUACUCUGGUAAGGAACCGAGCAAACGUGCCGUUUCUGAUGGAAAUGAUUUUUAUGAUGAAAAUACAGACAUGUCAUAUGAUGACGACGAAGAUGAUGAUUAUCUACAAACUAAUACUACAGAGAAAGGAAGAUUUCUUGGAUCAGUAUGUGAAGACACGUGCAACCCAGAUUUGCAACAUGUCGUCUGCGACGCAACAACUGGGAUGUGCGAGUGCGAGAAAUUGUAUCCCGUUAAACUUGGACCAACGAAAGGAUGCGCUAAACCAAAAAAAAUCGGAGAGCAGUGUUUUUAUCGAGCAGCCUGCACCUUUACAGACCAGCAUGCGACCUGUACCCAAGUGCAGCACAAAGCAGUUUGUGAUUGCAGCGAAGGAUACCACAAAGUCGUCAUUGGAAGGCCUAACAAAAGGGUCUUCUGUGCAGAAGAUCUGGUGCUGAUAUCAACUGAUACGUCGACUCUGCUGGGAAUAGCGUCAGGGAUUGCUGUAUUGACAGGGCUGAUGUGCUUCGUCUUGAAGCUAUUCAGCCGUGCGAGGUACUCGAGGCCUCGACAUUACGCCAACGCCAAUCACGCUCCCCCUAUGGUUUUUUCUAGUGAUACAGGAAUCCCGUUGACGCUUUCGGGGCGACCGUCUUCGCGGUCGAGCCAAAGAAGCGACAGCACCCCCCUGAGUUGCGGGACAUUUCGACGACCCAGCAGUGGAGGAAGUAGAGGACCGCUAGUGCCGGCUUCGAGAGCAGGUGCGGCUCGUGCCGCCGCCAUCUUGCUUAUUUCGUGCCACCUUCAGGCAACUAAGGACGGGAACAAACACCGACGUACCCUCAGUGACGUUGCUGAGGGCUCCACUGACGGCCUCGGUUCUCGUAGGCCAAGUUUAGCGUCGCUGCACAGCUCAGUUUCCUCGGCGCGGAGUUACAGUGCUAAGAGGUUGGAACGAGAGAGGAACGAAAAGGAACAGAGACAGGCCCUCCAGGAAUUGAGACUUUCGCGUCAGCGAGAUUCAGAUGCUGCGCAGCAUCAGCCAGCACAACCUCAAACGCAAUUGCAGUUGCAGCAACAAACGGGAUCAUUGCCAUUAACAGCUACUGCAACAUCAACAUCUUCAUCGACUGUGCCAUCAGCGAUACCUGGAAAAAAAAAGUUAAAGUGUAAUUCCAGUGAAACGGCCUUCAAUUCAUCUGUCGUGUGUACAACAGCCUUUACCAAUAACAAUGACACCGGCAACUGUUCCAAUGUAGUAGACAUUUUUGAAUCUUAG
Messenger RNA from Cotesia congregata, 1431 nucleotides. The record is from the annotation of a GenBank genome assembly. Lineage: Eukaryota; Metazoa; Arthropoda; Insecta; Hymenoptera; Braconidae.